CGUUGUGCAGCCAAUCCAAUGAGGAGGCAGACAGUCUCAACACGAGCCCGAACUGAAUUUCAGAACUACACUUGGUGCUGUCUAAAAAUGCAAAACAUGAGUUGAAGUAUAAAUUCAGCGCAAUGCAGCUGGAGGACCUCCCUAUCGAGCUGUUGGAGCGUAUUGCGGGCUACUUGGACGCGCACGAUGUUACGCUGGGUCUGCGACCGUCCUCGCGGCUAUUUGCGCGCGUGCUGCAGCGGCCUCGUGUGGCACUGGCCCUCUCCCGCGCCGUUGCCCCGUCCGUCUUCGCCUCGGUCUGGGGCGCGGCUGCUGGCCUAGGGGUGUUGUCCCAGCUUGCCUCAUGCCGCCGCAAGCGGUUCCUCUUCCUGGUGGCUGCAAGCGGCGUGCUUGAAAACUUCAAGCUUGCAAUGGACGCGUGCGGCGUUACCCGGCCCGUGUUCCGCAACAUCAUGGAGGCCGCCGCCUUCUCCGGCUCCGUGCCGCUGCUCCGCUGGCUCCUCUCCCAGCGCGGCGUGCCAGAAGUCACCGAUGUCGACAUCCUGACUGCAGCCGCGCUCGGCGGCCACCUCCCUGCAGUCCAGCAGCUGGCAGCCAGGGGCUUCGUCCUACGCAGGGAGGGCCUAUGUGAAGGCCGCCUGGCAGCCGGCGGGGUCCUGCGGCCCUUCCCCGCCGCCGCCGCCUCUGGCAACCUGGCGCUGGUGCAGUGGCUGUUCGCGCAGCGCCCCUGCGGUGACACAGCGUCGCCAGGCGUGUCGCGGACGGAGGCGCCCGGGCGCAGCGAGCUGCUGCAGGCGUGCGUGCUGGCGGCGCAGGCGGGCCACACGAACGUGGUGGAGUGGCUAUGCCAGCCCGCGCGCUGGCGGCGUUGGGACCCGGCACGGGCUGCCACUGGCGAUCUGGCGCUGGAGACGGGGGUGCCGGAGCCGUGCUGGCCGGUGGACGCCGCACAGGUCCUGGCAGGCAUCGCCGGUGGGUGCCCGCUGCACGUGCUGCAGCACCACUUUGACUCGCUUGCACAGCCGCUGUUGGAGCAGGAGCAGCAGGCGGGCGAGCUGACCCAGCUGGGCCUUAGCCAGACGUAUCCGUGGCGUGAGGUUAUGUGGGCCUUCUGGGGGCGGUCGAGGUGCGCGGUGCGCUGCCUGCACACGCGAUGCGGGGAGAAGGAGUCCGAGGCGGCGGCGGCGGGGCGGCGGGCGCUGGCACCGCUGCUGCGAGCAGAGGUACUGGCGGCGGCAGCGGCCAGUGGCACGCAAUGGCGUGAGAAGGUGCUCUUCCUGGAAUCGCAGGGCUGGGGGCCACAGGAUGACGGAGGGGUCGCAUCUCAACGGUAUCGCUUGAUCAGUGAUGACGGAAGCGGCGGCGGCAAGGUCGUUGACAGGGUUGCUGGGCUGCUGCUGCAUCGGCGACUACACAGCCUGCCGCUGCUGCAGUUCACCCUGCGCGGCGGCUUGGGGCCUGACCUCGUCCGAGCUGCUGGAUGCGGCGAGGACAGUGGCGGCGGCGCGGGGGCAGGCGAGGAGGGGCGCGGGAGUGACAGCGGCGCCGCGGAGCGGGUAGCGUGGCUACUGGCUAAGGGCUAUCCGCUGCACCGCCGGGCACUUUCCAUGGCUGCAGUUGCCGGCGACGUGGCCGCCUUCGAUGUGCUCUUGGCUGCGGCGCACAGCCGAGACCAGCCGCCGGCCCCACCGCAGGUGCCGUGGGGACUGGACGAGGCGGGCGUUCUGGCGGACCUGUGGCCCGGUUGGAUGCGCGCCGGCCCAGAGGCGCGCGGAGUCGAAGUGCUGAAUCAGCUUUUUGGGCAUGACUGUCUGGAGCAGCUGUGCCGCUGGGGACACCUGCGGGUGCUGCGGCGGAUGACGGAGCUGACGCUGCAAGCCGCCGCUGAACCCAAUGGCAGCAGUAGCAGCAGCAGUAGCAGCAGCAGCCACGGGAGCGAGGGACGGGACAGCGAAGGCGAGAGCGUGGAGGGCCGCUGGCGCGGCGGCCGCGCCGUCGGUGGCAACGUCUGGGGCGGGUGGAGCGGGCUGACGUGGCGGGUGCGCCGCUUGAGCAACAGCGGCGUCGCCAUGCUACACGCCGCCAUCCGCGGGCGUCACUGGGAGCUGGCGGAGUGGCUGGUUGACAACCUGUGCCCCGGCAGCGAGCCAGGAAGGGCAGAAGGCAGCGACGACGCUGCAGCGGCGGGUGAAGGUGUGGAUGGCGGCACGCCUGGCGAAAUCCACGUGUGUGCUGACCUGCUGGCGGCAGUGGCCGCGCGAGGCGCAGCCGUGUACACACCGGUCUCGCUGGCUGAGGGCGUCCCGGAGGGGGGCAAGGACGGCGGCUCGGAGGGCGGCUCGGAAGGUGGCAAGGAGCGCGGCAAGGAGGGCGGGCAGCCGGAAGCGGAUGGAGGCGAUUGUGGGCUGCAGCAGGAAGACGGUGGAGUGGAUUCCGGGGAGCAAGGCCCCACUUCCUCCUUUCAGCGGACGCCGCUGGAUGCGGCACCGCGGCCUUCGGUGAGGCAGCCCCGCGCGGCGCCCCGCAGCCUGCGAGACGUGGUGGACAUGUUCGGUGGCAUUCACGUAUUGAAGGAGCAUUUUCAAGCGGCCCUGGCGGCUUUGGACGAUAACACGCGGGCGGCGGCGCUGCUUCCACGGCUGCGGCGGCUGGCGGGGCCGGGGUGCGAGACGCGUGUGUGGAGCUGUGCGAUUGUGGCAGGCAACGCACGGGGCAUGCGCUGGCUCCAGGAGGCUGGCAUCGUUCCGGAGCUUGAGGAGGACCUGUACGGCUGGGCCCUGGACUACAGCGACACCACCAGUCUGAAGCAGCUGGCGGUGCUGGGGGUGCCGGGCGGGGACUGGCGGCGGCUGCGGUGCCGGGCCGAGCAACUGGGAGACCGGGUGGCCGCGCGGUUCGUGAAGCAGGAGCUGCAGCCCCUGCUGCAGCCGGGGGCGCGCGAUGGGAGGGCGGCAAGGCGGGCGGGUGCAGGUGGUGGUACAAGUGCUGGUGGCAAGCAGGAAGGAGGCUGUGGAGGUAGGGUGGAUAGCCUGGGCUGGUGGGAGCGGCUAGCGUGCUGCCUGCGCCCUGCCGCAGAUGAUGUGUGAUGGUCAGCUUGGUCGUGUUGGAGUGGGUCAUGACCCCAAGCGGCAAGGACUACCAUGGCGUACUGCGCUUGAUGUGGCCGUUGCCCUCGGUGGCAGCUGCUGUGCAUUACCGCAGUUAGACUUGCUGUGUCAACGGUGCCGCUAUGGAAACGAAAGAUUU
Chlamydomonas reinhardtii is the source of this 3246-nucleotide messenger RNA. RefSeq lists its product as uncharacterized. The record is from RefSeq and is a predicted model, not a curated record. The coding region runs from base 123 to 3086 and encodes 987 amino acids. The transcript is spliced from 3 exons. Gene Ontology annotation, biological process: sphingolipid catabolic process; ceramide biosynthetic process. Gene Ontology annotation, cellular component: membrane; cell periphery; endoplasmic reticulum. Gene Ontology annotation, molecular function: protein binding; glycerophospholipase activity. Lineage: Eukaryota; Viridiplantae; Chlorophyta; Chlorophyceae; Chlamydomonadales; Chlamydomonadaceae.